GCCCGCCUCCUGCGCCGCCCCUUCCGAGGCUAAAUCGGCUGCGUUCCUCUCGGAACGCGCCGCAGAAGGGGUCCUGGUGACGAGUCCCGCGUUCUCUCCUUGAAUCCACUCGCCAGCCCGCCGCCCUCUGCCGCCGCACCCUGCACACCCGCCCCUCUCCUGUGCCAGGCAAGGUGACCCCAUGGCAAGGCGCAAGCCAGAAGGGUCCAGCUUCAACAUGACCCACCUGUCCAUGGCUAUGGCCUUUUCCUUUCCCCCAGUUGCCAGUGGGCAACUCCACCCUCAGCUGGGCAACACCCAGCACCAGACAGAGUUAGGAAAGGAACUUGCUACUACCAGCACCAUGCCCUACCAAUAUCCAGCACUGACCCCGGAGCAGAAGAAGGAGCUGUCUGACAUCGCUCACCGCAUCGUGGCACCUGGCAAGGGCAUCCUGGCUGCAGAUGAGUCCACUGGGAGCAUUGCCAAGCGGCUGCAGUCCAUUGGCACCGAGAACACCGAGGAGAACCGGCGCUUCUACCGCCAGCUGCUGCUGACAGCUGACGACCGCGUGAACCCCUGCAUUGGGGGUGUCAUCCUCUUCCAUGAGACACUCUACCAGAAGGCGGAUGAUGGGCGUCCCUUCCCCCAAGUUAUCAAAUCCAAGGGCGGUGUUGUGGGCAUCAAGGUAGACAAGGGCGUGGUCCCCCUGGCAGGGACAAAUGGCGAGACUACCACCCAAGGGUUGGAUGGGCUGUCUGAGCGCUGUGCCCAGUACAAGAAGGACGGAGCUGACUUCGCCAAGUGGCGUUGUGUGCUGAAGAUUGGGGAACACACCCCCUCAGCCCUCGCCAUCAUGGAAAAUGCCAAUGUUCUGGCCCGUUAUGCCAGUAUCUGCCAGCAGAAUGGCAUUGUGCCCAUCGUGGAGCCUGAGAUCCUCCCUGAUGGGGACCAUGACUUGAAGCGCUGCCAGUAUGUGACCGAGAAGGUGCUGGCUGCUGUCUACAAGGCUCUGAGUGACCACCACAUCUACCUGGAAGGCACCUUGCUGAAGCCCAACAUGGUCACCCCAGGCCAUGCUUGCACUCAGAAGUUUUCUCAUGAGGAGAUUGCCAUGGCGACCGUCACAGCGCUGCGCCGCACAGUGCCCCCCGCUGUCACUGGGAUCACCUUCCUGUCUGGAGGCCAGAGUGAGGAGGAGGCGUCCAUCAACCUCAAUGCCAUUAACAAGUGCCCCCUGCUGAAGCCCUGGGCCCUGACCUUCUCCUACGGCCGAGCCCUGCAGGCCUCUGCCCUGAAGGCCUGGGGCGGGAAGAAGGAGAACCUGAAGGCUGCGCAGGAGGAGUAUGUCAAGCGAGCCCUGGCCAACAGCCUUGCCUGUCAAGGAAAGUACACUCCGAGCGGUCAGGCUGGGGCUGCUGCCAGCGAGUCCCUCUUCGUCUCUAACCACGCCUAUUAAGCGGAGGUGUUCCCAGGCUGCCCCCAACACUCCAGGCCCUGCCCCCUCCCACUCUUGAAGAGGAGGCCGCCUCCUCGGGGCUCCAGGCUGGCUUGCCCGCGCUCUUUCUUCCCUCGUGACAGUGGUGUGUGGUGUCGUCUGUGAAUGCUAAGUCCAUCACCCUUUCCGGCACACUGCCAAAUAAACAGCUAUUUAAGGGGGA
This is a messenger RNA of Homo sapiens (human), 1640 nucleotides long. It is a transcript of the gene ALDOA, whose product is annotated as aldolase, fructose-bisphosphate A. The record is from RefSeq and is marked reviewed. Bases 182 to 1438 code for a protein of 418 amino acids. Gene Ontology annotation, molecular function: fructose-bisphosphate aldolase activity; fructose binding. Gene Ontology annotation, cellular component: I band; M band. The transcript is spliced from 10 exons. Lineage: Eukaryota; Metazoa; Chordata; Mammalia; Primates; Hominidae. Gene Ontology annotation, biological process: fructose metabolic process; glycolytic process; gluconeogenesis.